AUGGCUCCUCGCAAGCCCCGCUGCAACUUCAAGGAAUGCAAGGAAGCAGCCCAGCGAAUUGUCGGGGACUGCAGCUUCUGCAGUGGGCAUUACUGCUCUAAACACCGGAUGUUGGAAGCCCACUCCUGCACUGGCCUGGAGGACUGCAAGAAGGAGUCCCACGCCCGCAACGCCGAUAAGCUGAACAGCGAGCGUACCCAUGUCAUCAAGGGCGUAUAG
Molecule: messenger RNA, 219 nt
Organism: Aspergillus bombycis
Lineage: Eukaryota; Fungi; Ascomycota; Eurotiomycetes; Eurotiales; Aspergillaceae
Product: AN1-type zinc finger protein
Exons: 1
Coding region: 1-219 (72 amino acids)
Molecular function (GO): zinc ion binding
Source: RefSeq, a predicted model, not a curated record